Molecule: messenger RNA, 3692 nt
Organism: Rhea pennata
Lineage: Eukaryota; Metazoa; Chordata; Aves; Rheiformes; Rheidae
Gene: PPP1R18
Product: protein phosphatase 1 regulatory subunit 18
Exons: 4
Coding region: 96-3152 (1018 amino acids)
Molecular function (GO): phosphatase binding
Source: RefSeq, a predicted model, not a curated record
CGUCUCGGACGCCUGGGCCCCUCCGGGGUCGGAGCGCCGCCGCCGCCGCCGCCCCGGACGCCUGGGCCCCCCCUGCUGCUUCCCGGGCCGGGACCAUGGCGGUGCCGGGCUGGAAGCGGGAGCUGCUGGAGCGGCGGCGGCGGGAGGAGGAGGCGGCGCGGCGCCGGGAGCGGGAGCAGCGCGACCGAGCCGCCCAGAUGCCGGCCUGGAAGCGGGAGCUGCUGGAAAGACGCCGGGCCAAAGCCGGAACCGGCGCAACCGAACCGCGACAGUCGGCAGAACAGUCGGAACCGCCGGAGCGGCGCCGGGGCGGGUUGGCGCCGGGGCUGAGCCGCAGCGUGGAGACGCUGGAGAGCUGCGGGGAGGCGGAGGCGGCGCGGGGCCGCGUCAGCCGCCUGCUCAGCCGCUUCUCCGGGCGCCCGCCGCCGCGUUCGCUCAGCACCGAGGUUCUCCCCGAGGGUCCCCGGCCCCCUGGCCCGGGCCGCCCCCGGGCUCGCCGCCGCCCCGGCGAGGGUCUGGGGGACGCCGAGGACCGGGGGGGCGCGGACGAGGACUUGGGGGUCACUGAGGACCGGGAAAUGGUCAAGGACUUGGUGGCCACCAAGGACCGUGCGAUGGUUGAUGACCUGGGGGUCACCAAGGGCCAAGGGACGGUCGAGGACUUGGUGGUCACCAAGGGCCGUGGGGUGGUGGAGCACCUGGGGGCCACCAAGGGCCAAGGGACGGUCGAGGACUUGGUGGUCACCAAGGGCCGUGGGGUGAUGGAGCACCUGGGGGCCACCAAGGGCCAAGGGACAGUCGAGGACUUGGUGGCCCCCAAGAGCCGUGGGGUGAUGGAGCACCUGGGGGCCACCAAGGGCCAAGGGACGGUCGAGGACUUGGUGGCCACCAAGGACCGUGCGAUGGUUGAUGACCUGGGGGCCACCAAGGGCCAAGGGACGGUCGAGGACUUGGUGGUCACCAAGGGCCGUGGGGUGAUGGAGCACCUGGGGGCCACCAAGGGCCAAGGGACAGUCGAGGACUUGGUGGCCCCCAAGAGCCGUGGGGUGAUGGAGCACCUGGGGGCCACCAAGGGCCAAGGGACGGUCGAGGACUUGGUGGCCCCCAAGAGCCAGGGAAUGGCCAAGGACUUGGUGGCCCCCAAGGACCGUGCGAUGGUUGAGAACCUGGUGGCCGCCAAGAACCAGGGGAUGGUUGAGGACUUGGCGGUCACCAAGAGCCAGGGGAUGGUCAAGGACUUGGUGGCCGCCAAGAACCAGGCGAUGGUUGAGAACAUGGUGGUCCCCAAGAACCGGGGGACAGUUGAGGACUUGGUGGUCACCAAGAACCAGGCGAUGGUUGAGAACCUGGGGGCCACCAAGAACCAGGGGACGGUUGAGGACUUGGUGGCCACCAAGAACCAGGGGACGGUUGAGGACCUGGUGGUCACCAAAAGCUGGGGGGCAAGCAAGGACCUGGUGGUCACCAAGGGCCAUGGGACAGCUGAGGACCUGGCGGCCACCAAGGGCCGGGGGAUGGUCGAGGAUUUGGUGGCUACCGAGAACCAGGGAAUAGUUGAGGACUUGGGGGCCACCAAGGGCCAUGGGGCAGCUGAGGACUUGGGGACCCCCAAGGGCUGCGGGACGGUCAAGGGCCGUGGGGCAGUCGAGGACUUGGUGGCUGCCAAGGGCCGGGCAACGGCCGAGGGCCGUGGGGUGGUCGAGGGUCCGGGGACGGUCAGGAGCUGGAAGAGCUUGGAGGGCCGUGGGGCGGCCGAGGGGUUGGGGACAACCAGGAGCUGGAAGAGCUUGGAGGGCCGUGGGGCGGCCACAGGGCCGGGGACGGUCGAGGGCCGGGGAAUGGCCGAGGGCCGUGGGUCAGCGGUGACCCUGGGGACGGCCGAGAGCCAUGGGUCAACGGUGACCCCGGAGACGGCCAAGAGCUGUGGGUCAACCACAAUCCUGGAGACGGUUGAGGGCCGUGGGUCAACGGUGACCCCAGGGGUGGCCGAGAGCCGUGGGUCAACAGUGACCCCAGGGACGGCCAAGAGCUGUGGGUCAACCACAACCCUGGAGAUGGCCGAGGGCUGUGGGUCAACGGUGACCCCAGGGGUGGCCAAGAGCCGUGGGUCAAUGGUGACCCCAGGGAUGGCCGAGAGCCGUGGGUCAACCACAACCCUGGAGAUGGUUGAGGGCCGUGGGUCAACGGUGACCCCAGGGACGGCCGAGAGCCGUGGGUCAACCACGACCCUAGAGAUGGUUGAGGGCCGUGGGUCAACGGUGACCCCAGGGGUGGCCAAGAGCCGUGGGUCAAUGGUGACCCCAGGGACGGCCGAGAGCCGUGGGUCAACCACAACCCUGGAGAUGGUUGAGGGCCGUGGGUCAACGGUGACCCCAGGGACGGCCGAGAGCCGUGGGUCAACCACGACCCUAGAGAUGGUUGAGGGCCGUGGGUCAAUGGUGACCCCAGGGAUGGCUGAGAGCCGUGGGUCAACCAUGACCCCGGAGACGGUUGAGAGCCGUGGGUCAACCACGCCCCCGGCGGCGGCCAUGACGCCGGGGCGGCGGGAGGAGGCGGGGGCGGGCGCAGGCCCCUCCCGCGGCCCCGGGGCGGCGCCGGGGGGCGGCGGCGGCAUCGGCACCGGCGCGGCGGCGGCCAUGAUGCGUGGGGCGCCCCGCCGCGAGGCCGGCCCCCCGGCGGCCCCCACCCACCCGGCGCUGCAGCGGCGCAGCGGGAACACCAUCACGGUGCGCCCGCGCCGGGCGGUGGCCAACGGCCUCGACGGCGGCUCCGGCGCGCCGCCCCCCACCGCCCCCGCCCCCCCGCCGGGGCCCCCCAAGAAGCGCUACCCCACGGCCGAGGAGAUCCAGGUCAUCGGCGGUUACCUGGCCCUGCCCCGCUCCUGCCUGGCCAAGAACGACCCCCACCGCAAGAAGCUGAAGAUCUGGUUCAGCGAGCGGGACCUGGAGCGCACGUUCUCCUACCCGUCGGAGGGGGCGGCGCUGGCGGCCUGGGGCCCCCCCGAGGAGCCGCCCCCCCCCGCGCCCCCCCCGGCGCCCGACGACGAGGACGAGGACGAGGACGACGACGACGCCGAGACCCCCCCGGGCCGGGGGCUCCCGGGGGGGCUGCGCGCCCGCGCCCUGCUCGUCGAUGAGUCCUGCCGGCGGUAACCCCGGCGCCCGCCCCGGGGCUGGGACCCCCCCCCCCCCGCCGCCGCCCCCCCCCCCGCCGGCGAAGGGGGGGACGGACGGACGGACGGAUGGACAGACGGACCUGACCCCCCCCCCUCCCCGCCCCCCGGCGGGGCAGGACGGGGCCGGACACACGGACGAUUCCCAGGAGGGGACACGAGGACUCAGCCCCCCCCCUCCCCCGCCAUGGGUCCAUUCUGCCCCCCCCCCCGGGAGCACAUGGGGGGGGAUUUUGGGGGGGUCUCGGGGGGGUCUCCGUGGGGGGGGGGGGCGCGGAGCUUUGCCCUCGCCCCGCCCGUUUUGUAGCUUUUUCUAGCAGCGCUGGGGGGGGGGGGGCAAUUUUCCUUAACGAGGAUUUUUUUAGCCCAAUUAAGGGUCCCCCCCCCUUCCUUUUUUGUUACUUUUUUAGCUGGGGGGGGGGGCAAAUCCGUCAGUAUUGGGCCGGCUGCGGCCGUCCCAGUUAGGAACUGGGAUGGGCCCAGUUGCAGCUGGGGGGGGGGGGCACAGCCAAGGCAGUAU